AUGGAGAGGGAGGGGAAGUUAGAAAGUAGUAGUAGUAGUGGGGUUUGGGGAGGAACGGGAGAGGCGGCAGAGUGGUGGUCGUCGGAGAAGGAGGAGGCGACACAUGGUGGUGGGAGGGAGAAAGGGGGAAGGAUGAAGAAGAUACGUUUUGAGGAAGGGUUGGAAAUUAAGGGGGGAAGAAAUGGCGAAGGGAGGCAUUGGAGAUGCCGGACAUGGCCGGCUUUGUCUGGUAGUGAUUUGGGUUCUUUCGCAUUCUGGUUUCGGGUGGAGAGGGAAAGCGAAGAGAGGUGGAAGGAAGGAAAGAAACCCGGCUGA
Molecule: messenger RNA, 315 nt
Organism: Linum trigynum
Lineage: Eukaryota; Viridiplantae; Streptophyta; Magnoliopsida; Malpighiales; Linaceae
Source: the annotation of a GenBank genome assembly